AUUAGUUUACAUAUUUAUUUAUUUUCUAGCCCAAUAUCCCAUCAAGUGUAGUUUGCAGGAAAUUAUUAUUUUCUUAUUUAUCCAUCACCAUGUAUUAUUUACCAUAUUUACCCCUUUGACCGACAUUUUUCAUAUUAAAGAACGUUACGCACACAACACGCCAACAUUCAUUAGAUUGUAUCUAUCUAGCAAAAUAAAAUUUGUAAAAACUACUACUUGCUUGAAUUACGAUAAAAAUGCUACUAUCUGCUAUGGCUACACGUUAAUUGGCGGUUAUCUGUAUUUCUGUAGUCAUUCACCAGGCAUCGCAUCGCAUUUCAUAGUUUUUAGUUGGACAUCGCGGACGUCGUUGUAUCACACGAAUUGUAGAUAUCUAUCGUGAUUGCGCUAUCAGCUAUCCCUACCCAAAAGUGUUCGCGUCAAAACAAGUUAUAAUAUGAACUCGCAUGCGAUUCUGUCCAUCGCGUGUUACUAUGGAAUCCAGUGAGUACAAAAGAAAGUUUAAAGUGUUGUUUGAUAAACUUUUGCAUAACAAAUUCGAAUUAAGUGCUAAACAUUCUGAGGACUUGCUUAAAUACCUGAAUGGCAGCCAAGACAAAUGCGUUGCAAAGAUUUUAGAAACUCCGUUCUUCGCAAAUUUGCUUGUUUAUGCAAUAAAAAAUACAGAGUUCGCAUCAACAUCGGUGAAUAUAUUUUACUCGAAGCUCGUGAGCAUCGUACUAAGCAAUGAGGUUCUCUUCAACCGAUUCGUGCAGAUGCAGGGCUUUGAGUUGCUCGUGGACCGCAGCCAUGCAGAGAGUGCAACUGUCGUCACCCCCACCGAAGUGGGGCUAGCUAAAGCCCAGCAGUCAAUGGCGCUGGUAGCUCAUUACUCCGGGGUCAAGUACGUCGUUGAAAAUAAAAUCUACCAAAUGGUCAUGACCUCUCUCACACAAUACAGACCGCCAGCUGAAACGGCAGCAGUCUUGUAUGAAUUUAUGUCGAAAUUAAUAUGGAAGUUGAACGAAUAUGAAGAAGAAGAGGCAUUAUUAGAAGUCCUAAAAUACAUUGUAAAACCUCUAUUGGAAUACUCUUUAUCUAGCCCGACAAUAGAAGCGGAAAGCCUUAUGGUUCAAUCAGACUCUCUAUUACCGUCCCUGCACGCGUUAGUGCACAUAUUAGGAGAAGUGGAGCAUUUGGCGGAGCCUAGUAAUAUAGUGUCAAUGCUGUCACAAGUGUUUUCCAUAGAGAGUACACUGACUACAGCCCUAGAAAAGUCGAGGGAGCCGGAGUUGGCCCGCUUGCUGGCCGAGGUUACGCUGCGCUACUACUACGCAACGAGCCGUCAGGUCGCGUCGCUCCUGCCCGAUUCCGAGGCCCGAGUUAACCAAGAAUUCCACGACGCCGUCAACAAAAUAAUGUGCAUAUUAAUCAAGAAGAGGUCUUUCGCGACCGUCCUUGAAUUUCUCUCCCACUGCCACGCCUUCUGGCACAAAGUGGAACGGGUCAUGGCGCAGGUAGCGUUCGAAAAAUUUGGCAAGAAAUUUAUAUUACAAAAUCAUUUCCUACUUCUAAUGUUAAUGCCUUUAUAUCUGAGGCAAAAGUAUGGCAAAAGGUUAGUCCGCGACCUUAAAAUGGAGGAUGCAACCGAAAUAUUCCACAGCGACGUGGCUAAGACAAUUCCGUACGACAUGGUGAACACGAGUUAUGAUUUCAGGGAUUUAAUAACAGAAUCGACGGGUAAUAAUUUAACUUUGGCGUGCAUCUACUCGUUGCGGGAGCUCUUAAAGUUGAAAAGGCUGCUGAGCCGGCAGCAUGCGUGCGUGGUGUUUAAGACGCUGUUUUACACGCUGAGCGAGUUCGUGCUGACGGACGGUUCGGAUCUGGUGCUACUGGUCAACCCGCUGCGCACGCCCGACGACGUGUGCUUCCUUGCGCUCAUCCUCGACGCCAUCGCUAUGCUUCUCGACGAGCAUGAGAUCAACUGGCAUGAGAGCCUGGAAGUCGGGGAGCUGCAAGCGGCGCUCAUAAAUUUAAUAAAGCUAAACAUCUUGCCGGUCGAGCUGCUGGUGCGAGCGCUGGAGCUGGUGACGACGUGCGUGUGCAAGCUACUGUCGCCGGAGCUGGCGCUGCUGAUGGAGCCGCAGCGUGGCGGCUCGCUGAGCGAAGCGGCGGGAGCGGCGCGGCGCGUGCUCCAGCGGCCUGAAAGUGAAACCCGACUCGCCGCGCUACAGCUGAUUUUAAGCUUCUUGGAGGUCGCUUAUGUCAAGUUCAUGCCGCUGCGCGCUGUGAUAUCUGCGCACGGGCUGCUGUGCGGGGCUGCGCACUGCGCGACCAAGGACCCCGACGCGCGCGUGCAGGCCGCGGCGCUGCGCUGCCUCGUGGCCGCGGCGAGCUGCGAGGACCUGUGGACUGAGCUGCUCGACCACUGCCAGCAUCUAUAUGAGCAACUGGUGAGCAACUUGCGCUACAGCCCCGAAGGGGAAGUGCGUAAAGAGGCAGCCAAUGUACUGACGCACGUCUACAUCAACCGCAAGGUUAAUGAGGCCUUCACAACCUGCGUUUCCAAGGCCAUGGCCAGAGCGGCCACAGAAGACCCGCACUGGCCUGUUCAGAUAGCAGCCUUGAACUUCUGGACGCAACUGAUGAAGAAACAAUUCACAGACAGAGGAAUGAUCGAUGGCACAUUCCCCUCUGUUACCUUUUGCAAGGACAAGAGGAAGAUCAUAGUUUUGAACGACAAAGAAAUACAUAAACAACUACAAAUCGGCAUGGAUAAUCUGUCGAAAACAGGCUGCUUGGCUGUGAUGGUCAAAUGUUUGAAUUCAACCAAUAGUGAAGUGAUGGACAAGGCUUUUAAAAUUACUAAUAAAGUAAUAGAAGCUUUAGAUCGUUAUAAAUUUAGUUGUGUUCCAAGCGUUGUGAAAAGUGCUAUUAGUCAUACUCCUCCCACUGCAGAUAAGGACGAAGUUCAAGACAAAAAGGCAAGGUAUUCAAGCACUAAACAAGAGGUUAGUGAUCUCAUCUCGGAAAUUUUUGAGUGUUUAAGUACAUAUAGUUCGAGCCCCAUAGAGAUUAUGGAGCCGAGUGAGUUUAUAGAUAAAGUAAGAGAAGCGGCGAAAAAGCGGCCGUCAAAAGUUGACUUAGGAAUUUUGAUAGACGAAUUGGUGGCGUUAUGAUUGGUGGUGUGAACUUGCUGCAUUUAUAUGUAAAUAUAGAGUACCACAAAUAUAAAGUAUAAGUACUUAGUGUGUGUGAGAUGUCGAAACCGUUUCAUACUGAACGAGGAGUUCGUCAGGGCUGCGUCAUGCCUCCAAAACUAUUUAACUUGUAUGGCGAGUACAUCAUGGGGAAAGCACUGGAGGACGUAGAGGUCGCCGUCACAAUAGGCGGCCGUAAGAUCACCAACCUAAGAUAUGCAGAUGACUUCAUUAUUGCUGAAUCUAACGUGGAAGACAUGGCUUUUCUGCUGAAGAAAGUGCACGCUGCACGCAAGAGAUUCCCCGACGUGCUCGAAUGGCUAAAAGUGCUAUGACUAACCUCAAAAAGUUGUGGAAGGACGAUUAGUGCAGGCACUGGUAUUCUCCAUCUUUAUGUACGGUGCAGAAACCUGUGCAUCAAAAGCUUGGACGAGAGCAAAAUCGAUAUUUUCGAGAUGUGGUGUUGGAGAAAGAUUCUAAAAAUCCCAUGUACCGUAAUGAAAACAAAUGAGUCCAUUCUGGGAGAAUCCCCAAACGACUCUCAACAAUCUGCCAGGAGAAGGCUCUCAGAUUCUUUGGGCAUAUAAUGCGAUCGCCACAGCCUCGAACGUGACAUCAUACUGGGUCAAAUUGAAGGCAAGUGCGCUAGACAAAGAGCACCUGCAAGAUGGUUGGAUUCCAUUAGAUAAGCAUGUGGUUCCAUGCAGAGGGCAGGCCACAUAGCCCUUAAUCGCGUUAAAUGGAGGGGCAUAGUUGUUGGUCACGAUCCUCAGGCAUGAGGGAACGACGAAGAAAAAGAAGUGUGUGAGAUGAAGGUUGUAACUAUAAAUUAUAUAGGUACACAAUUUGUAUCUACUGGAUCUUCUUAAUGUACAUUUUUAUACGAAAUUGCUUGUUUGUUUGAAGAAGCUUUGAUUUAUAAUUUGUGAUAUAGGUAGGUAAGCAGAUAGAUCCAGGGAGAGAUGCGAUUUAGACACAAAAGAUCAAUAAAAAUAUGUUUCAAUGUA
Molecule: messenger RNA, 4186 nt
Organism: Cydia pomonella (codling moth)
Lineage: Eukaryota; Metazoa; Arthropoda; Insecta; Lepidoptera; Tortricidae
Exons: 5
Coding region: 447-3158 (903 amino acids)
Biological process (GO): positive regulation of protein phosphorylation; DNA damage response; cell population proliferation
Cellular component (GO): nucleus
Source: RefSeq, a predicted model, not a curated record